AGAAAGGUUUAUUACUGAUGGAGAGAUGCAAGUUAUUGCAAACGAGUUGAACAAGAUUUAUCAUAAACAAGAAAAGAUGCCUAUAAGCUAGAAUUAGAGAUUCUUAAAUGCCUAAAUACUCUGAUGAACAAGCAGUCGGGACUGCGGGAAGCAUUUCAGCAUCCAGACAUAAUAUAUAAUAUUUGUCUGUCAUUGGUUUCACCUUAUAUACCUUCACGAACACAGGCUUGUGAAUCUCUGACUGCCUUCUGUUUCUUGCCUCACGGACGUGACAUGGUUCUACAAGGAAUGGAUUUCCUAAUGAAAACUGGAACAUCAAGCAACAGAUUUGAGACGUGGAUACAGGCAAUUGAGAAGACGUUGGAUGGAAGAGGAAAAAUGGGUUCAGCUGUGGGUGCAAGUUCUGAUUUAAAGAUGACAGGCAUGGUUGGGUCUGGCGGUGAUACGCAAAUAACUCAAUACCUGUUCAUCAGUGUGCUGUUUAUGAAUACACUGCUUCGAUCUGAAAUAGUGGAGGAUCGAAAGGAACGAGUAAAUUUAAAUCAGGAGCUUCAAGCAGUAGGUCUUGAGUCUGUGUUUCAGAAAAUGGAACUAUUAAAUCACGAACAGAUCAACUUGGCUAUCCAAAAAUACCGUGAUGAUACCGAUGCAGAUAUUAUUCAAGAAGAUAUUGAUAUGUACAACAAUUUAAAUCCAAAAGAUGUUUUAGAAAUGAUAUUGACAUCCACCCAAAAUACCGAAUCCUACACCUGCAUUCAUAAUAUAUUGUGUUAUCUGUUAAAAAUUCAAGAUGACCCCAAAAAGAGCGCUCAGCAAUAUCAAAUAAUCGAACUCUUGAUACAGCGAAUUGUCCUGGAUCAGAGAAGCUAUCAAUUAGAAGACUUCACGGAUAUCUCAGGUUUCAAUGUGAAGAGUCUUAUUCCGAGGUUCUCAAGAUCUACAGAUAACACUGAUGACACUAUUGCAGCGCUGGAAGCAAAAGUUGAAUACCUCGAAAAGGAUUUAGAAAUGGCAAUACAGACCAAUGCAAUGCUGAAAGUGCUACUUAAAGAUACAGAGGAGUGUUAUAAAGGCGAGCUUGCCGAAACUGAGGGAAGAAUGCGUAAACUACACGAUUCCAUACGCAACUUGACAGAAUAUGGAAAUCCUUCUUUUAAAAGGCGUAGCUGUCGUAGCCAACAACAAAGUUCCGCCAGCAUAGGCCCAUCAUCUGCCAAUUCCGUACGAAGUUCUUGGUCUGCAGUUGAUAUCGAAAGCGCGCCGUCUAAAUUAUCCCUGCCUUCAUCACUGCCAUACCAAGAUAGUCCACGGCGAUUUUCCUCACAAGGUCCUAUUCAACGUUCAUCUACUCUAGAAAACAGCGGCUUUUCAGGUUCAAUAAAACAGACAUUCAGGUCAAAAUUUGGCAGUUUAGUUAGACGUUCAAGUAAUGACACUGUUUCCAGAAGUAGUAAAUCACGAGGAAGUUCGAUAGAUUCGGUUACAUCGCAAUUAAAACCCCCCUCUUCAUGGAGUCUUGUUAUGGAACAACCUGUUACAUCCAAGAACUCAGCAGAUGGUCGUAAAGUCCCAAAUACUGUUACAGUAGAGAGAUCGGAGAGAGGUUUAGACACGCAAACUUCAGAGCUAUUAUCUGAUAGAGAUACUCAACAUUCUUUAUCACAAACAUCAAGUACGUUGGGAAGUCAGGCUUCUCGAAAGUCAAGCAGUGACGAAUUACAAACCGUGGCAAAUACGAAGUAUUCAGUUGCGGCUGUACCUGUAGCGAGCAAGAAUGAUGUUUUGAAGGAUUACGAAGAUAUGGCUGACUUACCUAUUAUCACGACUGAAAAACACCCUCUAGCUUCAAAUGGUCCCGCUCAUCUACUGCCACCACCACCUCCACCUCCACCACCGCCACCGCCACCAGCUCCCACUCCAGUCUUCUCGGACAACGAGGAAGGAAAUGAAGCUCCUCCUCCACCGCCUUUUCUUGGUAUAACAGGCCGGAAACCAAGUGCUUUUCAGUCAAAACAACGACUAAAGUAUGUAGAAUGGGAAAAAAUGAAUCUCGCAAACAUCCAUGAAACAAUAUGGCAGGAAUUUGGCAUGGAUUCUUCUAGUAGGAGCAACAGCAGACCAAACUCGUUAUACAAACAAUUUGAAUCGACAGAUUCACUGAUGGAGAAUCAGCUCGCCAAAGCUGGUGUGUUUGAUGAAGUAGAGUUAGCAUUUGCUCAAAGGCCGGCUAUCGAAAUCAAAAACAAGAAUAUCAAGCAAGAAAUACAAAUUUUAGAAAGCAAAAAGGCAUACAAUCUUAAUAUCUUCAUAAAAAGCAUCAUCAAGAAAAUUCCUUUCGAACAAAUACGUUAUUACUUCUUAUUGAUGGACCCUUAUUUUGCUGACGAACAAGUCCUUAUCAACUUGGUUAGAUAUUUACCAUCAGAAGAGGAAGCUACAAAACUAAGAGCUUAUUUCAAUGCCUCUGAUGAGGAGAUAUCAAAGUUGGGUAUUCCGGAAAAAUUCUGUCUGCAGAUGUUGAAAACAAACAGAUUGAAAGAAAGACUUGAAUGCAUGUUGUUUAAAGCAAACUUCUUAGAGCGCUUCACACUCUUACAUAAGCAAAUGACCUCAGUAUAUAAUGCAUCAAUUGCUCUUAAAGAUGCAAAGAAAUUCAAAGUCUUACUACAUUUAAUCCUUGUAUUGGGUAACUUCCUUAACGGAAAUACCUACCGAGGUGGUGCCUUUGGGAUUAAAAUUGCCAGUAUUAACAAGCUGAAAGAUACAAAAGGAACCUCUAAAACAACUACCUUUCUGCAUUUCCUUGUUGAUGCAGUGGAAAAAAACUUUCAGUAUGUUCUAACAUUCCUAGAAGAAUUAGAUGAAUGUGGCUCGGCUGCGAAAGUCUCUAAAACCGAAGUAACAGCUGAAUAUCAAGCUGUUGAAAAGGAACUUCAAAAACUACAAAUUGAGUUACGCGAUCAUUAUGCCUUGAAUGACGCAGAAGACGAGGACAUGGAGUUAGAUAAAUUCGUUGCCAUCAUGCAUCAAUUCUAUACCGAGGCAUCGGCUGAAUUUAAACGAAUCAAAAUGCUGUUUAACAAAAUGGAAGAAAGCUAUAACCAAGUGGUUCGCUUUUAUGGUGAAAAUCCUUGCAAGAUGCAGCCAAAUGAAUUUUUCGGCAUUUUCAAAGAAUUCACCGAUAGCUGGGAGAAAUGCUCCAGUGAAUCCAAAAUGUUAAGACAGAAACAAGAACGACUUGAAAAGAUCAAGAAACGGCAGAUGGAACGAAGAAAAAGAACCAAUAGUAAUAUAGGUCCCACUAAGUUUAACACUGGCAAUGAUCCCGAAGACGAUGAAGCUAUCUUGCAUAGCCUAUUAGACAAAUUGAAAAAAGAUACUCUAGACGUCAAGGUAAGAAGAAGGAGCGAUCGCCAGCGAUUGCGUCAACGAUCCACUAGUAGUGUCAGCAUGCUUCAACAGUCAAUAUCAUCUGCUCAACCGCAAGACGCCAUAUAUUUUCAAGCAAAUAAAAUGCUAACGAACAUUCAAAAUGAUAAGCUUGGCGAGACCACCACUAUUGACAGCUCUAUGAACAGCCCAACAAUUUUUGAUUUUGGUUCUGCUCCACGCAUAACAUCUACAAUGAACGCUUUACAUGGGGGCAGGAGAAGAUUAAGUGCAUCCGUUGCUGUUUCACCUUCAUUCCAACCACUGUUUCAGGAAAAAGAAACGUCUGAUAGUCCCUUGUCAGCAUAUCAUAGCAUUGCGCCACCAUCUGCAGCGGCAGAAGUAUUAGCAUAUUUCCACCAACAUAGUAAUCAGUAUAGUACUACUAUAAAUUAGACGAUCGAAAACUUUAAUGGACAAAGACAACGAUUGUUCUUGAAAAAAUUAUCACAAUUUGUAUGCUCCUUCUUCUAGAAGCAAUCUUAAUAGCCAUAUUAUUAAUGGAUUUCUUAAACAAUACAUUACCGCAUGGAGGGGACAAAUCUGCGCAAACA
Messenger RNA from Mycotypha africana, 3983 nucleotides. RefSeq lists its product as uncharacterized. Lineage: Eukaryota; Fungi; Mucoromycota; Mucoromycetes; Mucorales; Mycotyphaceae. The coding region runs from base 124 to 3825 and encodes 1233 amino acids. The transcript is spliced from 11 exons. Gene Ontology annotation, biological process: cellular component organization. Gene Ontology annotation, molecular function: actin binding. The record is from RefSeq and is a predicted model, not a curated record.